Pungitius pungitius (ninespine stickleback) is the source of this 1642-nucleotide messenger RNA. RefSeq names its product ER membrane protein complex subunit 3-like. Gene Ontology annotation, biological process: protein folding in endoplasmic reticulum. Lineage: Eukaryota; Metazoa; Chordata; Actinopteri; Perciformes; Gasterosteidae. The coding region runs from base 150 to 905 and encodes 251 amino acids. The record is from RefSeq and is a predicted model, not a curated record. Gene Ontology annotation, cellular component: membrane; EMC complex. The transcript has 9 exons.
CAAAAACUUCAGCCGUUUUAUUUUGUCUUUUUUUCCGAUUGACCCGGAAGUGCAUUGUCAAACUACGGAACGUGUUGCAGCAGCUAAUUCACAAAGUUCCUAAAUGUGAGCGUCCUCCUGCUGCUUCGGCUGCCCGGUAGAAACGAGCCAUGGCCGAUCCAGAGCUUCUGCUGGACUCCAGUAUUCGGAUGUGGGUGGUUUUGCCCAUCGUCUUCAUCACCUUCUUUGUGGGCAUCAUCCGCCACUACGUCACCCAGCUGCUGCACAGCGACAAGAAGGUCGACCUGGAGCAGGUUUCUGACAGUCAGGUUCUCCUACGCAGCCGCAUCCUGCGAGAGAACGGGAAGUACAUCCCCCGACAUUCGUUCGCCAUGAGGAAACAUUUCUUCAACGACGCCGAGACGGGAUUCUUCAAGAAGGUGAAGAGGAAGGUCGUCGCCAAAAACCCGAUGACAGACACCAGCAUGCUCACGGACAUGAUGAAGGGAAACCUCACCAAUGUCCUGCCCAUGAUCGUGAUUGGCGGAUGGAUCAAUUGGGCUUUCUCUGGAUUCGUCAUAACUAAGGUUCCGUUCCCUCUGACUUUGAGGUUCAAGCCGAUGUUGCAGAGAGGAAUCGACCUGCUCUCACUCGACGCCUCCUGGGUGAGCUCUGCGUCCUGGUACUUCCUGAAUGUGUUCGGCCUGAGGAGCAUGUACAGCCUCAUUCUGGGACAAGAUAACGCUGCUGACCAAACGCGGCUGAUGCAGGACCAGAUGACGGGCGCCGCCAUGGCGAUGCCCCCCGACCCCAACAAGGCUUUCAAGAGCGAGUGGGAGGCGCUGGAGAUCGUGGAGCACAAGUGGGCUCUGGAGAACGUGGAGGAGGAGCUCAUGUCCAGAGACCUGAACUUUGGGCGCACUUGAGGUCCUGGCUGAAGAUGGGGGGGGGCCCGGAAUACGCAAAACACCACGAUCACUUUAUUCAUGUUCUGCCUUCAGAUGUUGAUUUAGUAUAAGAAAACCACGACUGUAAUGAAUAUAUUUAAAGUUUUUACCAAACAUCCUCUUCACCCAUCCGGAGGGUUCUGUGUAUUUGUACCGUGAGAUUUUUCUAGAGCGCUCAAUAACGCUCAAUAAAAAGACUUUCAAUGCAAUAGCUUUAUUUUGUGGUGAAUAUGGAGUAUGAAAUCAGCAGCUGGUUGCCGUGGUGACGAAGCGUAGAGAUUAGUUCUUUUGCGGCUUUUUGUGCUUCAAUUAAUUUAAAUUUGGAUUAACGGUCCAUUUUCAGAACAAUGAAAUCAGUGUUAUUUCACAUUGUGAUAAUGAUUUUUAUUCAUAUCAAAAGAUUGAAAGUACAAUAAAAUAUUUUCAUCUGAUAUUUGACAGGAAGACCAAAGAAAAAUCAGCCAAACUUUCCCUCCCGACCCGAAACAGCAAUGAUAAUACAUUUGUUACAAUACAAAAAUACUGUACACGGAGCUGCUUUUAAAAUCAGCGAGAUCUCGAAGACAAAACAAGCCGUGAUACAAAUCUUUACCCAUAAAUAUGAAAAAAUAAACAUCGAGGUCCCACACCGGUCCAAUCAAACGCAAGUCAUGUGACGGCAGAAAUUAACACAGGAGAAAAAACUAAAAUGUACAAAGAAAUGAAUACAAUUAUUU